UCCGUAGGGUAGUGGUGUGCGUACAUGGACAGCCCCACUGACGAGGCCCCCAGCUCCAGCAUGAAAGGUUAUGUAAUGAGUUUUUAGUAGAGUUUCCUGGUUGUCAAGAGCCUGACUCGACUCAUAUUGCAGCUUAGGACAGGUAUGAGCUAGCGUACUGCCACUCACUCAUCCUGUCAAUCAGUUAGUAGGGGAAAAAAACUCCUCAGAUAAACCGGUAACGCCGAAGACCAAAAGUAGAACAAGACGCCAGGUUCUGCCUUACAGCUUGUCGGCGAAGUCUUUUUCACUCGGAAGUGAGUUAGUGAGUUUUCAGAGCAGACAGCGGUAGUCAGGCCACCUGUUCCCCCAGCCUCAGAGACCGGUAACAGAGAGAGUGAGAGAGACGACACAGAGAGAAGCGGCAAGCGGGGAGCAGCAUCACCACCACACACCCUCUACAAGCUUUUGGGACACUCCACACACCCCUCACGGAGAUUCUAAGCAUGCUGCUGCUGGAGGAGUCGGAGACCUUUGCAGACCAGCCUCAUACCGCUCCCUUCAGCUCGGGGAAUGAAGCACAGGGAGGGGACUCUGCGGGAUGGCAGUGCACCCCCCCCAUCUACCUCAGCCUCGGGGGAGACGCCGUCCCACCCCUCAACACAGCCCCACUCUCGACCAUCCUCACGGCCUGAGAACCAAAUUCCCUCGCAGUCCCUGAGUGGAACCAAGAAGAGGUCCCACUCCAACAAACCUGCACACAUGAGGAGGAACAUCAGAAAGCUACUGAGGGAGCAGCAGUUGGAGGCGGUGACCAAAGCUGCCCAGCAGGAGGAGCUGGAGAGGCGGCAGAGGCUGGAACAGCAGAGGAAGGAAGGGCACAUCCCUGUGGUCCUGCUACCUGAGUACACACCAGGACAUCUGUCUCAGAGUGUGUCUGCUAGCGUGGCCAAAAAGGAUCGUGUGAUCUGCCUGGACACCAGUAACAGCAGCACUAACGUCAGAGAAGACGACUCCAAAGCUCUGGUCCCAGAAUCACACUCGCCCAAAGAAGACGUGAUCGAGCUGAGCUCCGGCGAGGACGACGCCCUACAGGUCAGCAGCGAGUCCACCAAUGAGGAGGAGGAGCGGUCGGAGGAGCGGUCGGAGGAGGCCAGCGGCACCCACGUCAACGAUGCUGUGAACCAACCGGACGCCCUGGGGCGUGUCUUGGUCAACCUGAACCACCCUGCUGAGGAGGUAGACCUGUUCCUCUCCCCUCAACUGGCCCGUGCCGUCAAACCUCACCAGAUCGGUGGGGUCCGGUUCCUGUAUGAUAACCUGGUGGAGUCUCUGGAGAGGUCUAAGCGCAGCAGUGGCUUCGGCUGUAUCCUUGCCCACAGCAUGGGCCUGGGCAAGACCUUGCAGGUCAUCUCUUUUAUAGACAUCCUGCUUAAACACACACAGGCCCACACCGUGCUCGCCAUCGUUCCUGUCAACACGUUACAGAACUGGCUGGCUGAGUUUAACCUCUGGGUCCCUUCCUCUGAGGCAUUACCCGCAGACAUCAACCCCGCACACUUCUCCCCGCGCAUCUUCAAGGUCCACAUCCUGAAUGACGAGCACAAAACCACGGCCAGCAGAGCGAAGGUGAUCUCUGACUGGUCGCUGGAUGGCGGCGUGCUCCUGAUGGGGUAUGAGAUGUACCGCCUGUUGUCCCUGAAGAAGAGCUUUGUGGCGGGCCGGAAAAAGAAGUCCAAGAAGCUCCAAGGACCAGUGGUCAUUGACCUGGAUGAAGAGAACCUGCAGCAGGAGCUCCUCAAAGACAUAGAGAAGGCCCUGUCUCACCCAGGCCCGGACGUGGUGAUCUGUGACGAGGGCCACCGCAUUAAGAACUGCCACGCCAGCACCUCGCAGGCCCUGAAGAACAUCCGUACCCGGAGACGUGUGGUCCUCACGGGAUACCCACUCCAGAACAACCUGAUAGAGUACUGGUGCAUGGUGGACUUUGUCAGGCCUGACUUCCUGGGCACCAGGCAGGAGUUCAGUAACAUGUUUGAGAGGCCCAUUCUGAACGGGCAGUGUGUGGACAGUACACCUCAGGACGUCCGGCUGAUGAGAUACCGAAGUCAUGUCCUCCAUAGCCUGCUGGAGGGCUUCGUCCAGAGGCGUGGCCAUAACGUGCUGAGAGACCAGCUCCCCUCCAAGGACGAGCAUGUGAUCAUGGUGCGCCUGUCGCCCCUGCAGAGGGCCCUCUACAAAGAGUUUAUGAACCGCUUCAGAGAGGCAGGCAACAGCGGCUGGCUCAGCCUCAACCCACUCAGGGCCUUCUGCGUGUGCUGCAAGAUCUGGAACCACCCAGACGUGCUGUACGAGGCGCUGCAGAAGGAGAAUCUGGCCAAUGAGCAGGACCUGGACCUGGAUGACAUCACCAACAGCCACGCCCGCUGCCCAGCCCCCUACCAGAAGGGCAAGACCCCGGAGGACCCCAACAGCAUCGAAGGGCUGAGUCUCAACGCUCUGCAGGAGAAGGCCAACCAAGUCAUCACCUACGAAUGGGCGAAGGAGAUCAUGUCUGACUAUAAACCCGGGCUCUUGGAGAACUCUGCUAAGAUGGUCCUGCUGUUCCACCUGAUCGACGAGAGUGUGAGGAAGGGAGACAAGAUCCUGGUGUUCAGUCAGAGUUUGUCCACCCUGUCAGUCAUCGAGGAGUUUCUGGCCAAGAGGCCCAUACUGGCGGGCAGCGCCAGAGAGGGCUAUAAUCAAAACUGGGUCCGCAACCACAACUACUACAGACUGGAUGGGAGCACAUCUGCUUCAGAGAGAGAGAGGCUCAUCUACCAGUUCAACGACCUGUCCAACACCUCCGCCUUGAUCUUUCUGCUGUCCACCAGGGCUGGUUGUCUGGGGGUGAACCUGAUCGGGGCUAACCGUGUGGUGGUGUUCGAUGCCUCCUGGAACCCCUGUCACGACGCCCAGGCCGUAUGUCGGGUGUACCGCUACGGCCAGAAGAAACCCUGCCAUAUCUACCGCCUCGUCAGUGACUUCACCUUGGAGAAGAAGAUCUACGACCGACAGAUCUCCAAGCAGGGCAUGUCCGACCGAGUGGUGGAUGACCUGAACCCGGUGCUGUCGUUCACUCGAAGGGAGGUGGAGUCUCUGCUGCACUUCGUGGAAGAGGAGCCUGACGUGUCACAGGUGCAACUACAGCCCCACCAAGAGAUAGAGGCAGGCAUCAGACAGGCCUGCCAGCUCUACCCUCACCUUGUCACCAAGCAACCCUUUCACCAUGAGUCUCUCCUGAUGGAGCGACAGGGGAUGAAACUCACCAAAGCGGAGAAGAAGGCCGCCAAGAAGAGCUACGAGGAUGAGAAGCGUGCAUCGGUGCCCUACACGCGCCCCUCUUAUGCCCACUAUUACCCCGCCAGCGACCAGAGCCUCACAAAUAUCCCUGCCUUCAGCCAGCGCAACUGGCGCCCACCCCCCCGACAAGAUGAGAAGCCGGUGGCCAGUGUUCGCCCAGUUCAGUCAACUCCAAUUCCCACGAUGCCUCGCCAGGCAUCUCACAGCUCUGCCCCCACAGCAGACACCGAGUCCAGCCCGGGCUUUCCCGUCAACUACCUGCAAAAGGCGGGCGUAUUUGUCCAGAAGAUCAUCACCACCACAGAUAUUGUGAUACCUGAAACCAACAGUUCAACUGAUGUUAAAGCCAGAAUCAGUGCAGGAGAGAGCAUCCACAUCAUCAGAGGAACGAAAGGGACCUACAUCAGGACUUGUGAUGGGAGGAUAUUUGCCAUCCGCACUGCAAGCAAGCCCAAGGCAGGGGAGGAGAACUCAGCUGCUGCACCCAAAGACACCCAGAAGGUAUCGGAGGAGGCCUCCGCCAACGGCUGUGUGGCUCGCCUGCUUUCCCCCGACAGCCCCGAAAUCCUGAGUGAACUCCAGAGGUACGAGGCUUCAACCAGAACCAAGGCCCAGCAUCAGCAGGGCUCCAAGGCUUCGUCUGCAGGUGCAGUGGCUCCACAUGAGAAGGCGCUGGCAGAGAGCAACAAUGGCAGCAGCAUGACUAGCCAUGCCAAGCCCUGGAGCGAUGCCUCCGCCCCGGCCAAGCCCAGCACAGAUGCCAUUGCUGCCCUGGACCUGAGGGGCACCAAGCGCAAGGCCUCCACCCCGUCCAACGUCGAAUGGGCCAUCAAAAAGCAGCCGGCCCCCAGCAAGCGGACCUCGGCCCAGUUGCCCGUCCAUGCUUUUCCCUUUGCGGCGGGCUAUGACCUCCCACCCAUGGGCCUCGACCCAGUAAUGCUGGGCUCCAUGGGGCACCCCAUAUUCAUGGGGGCCGGCUUGCCGUACUUCCAGUCCCACAGCCAGCAGGGUGACCACCGUCUCAUGUUCCCCAUGACUCCCGACCCCUUCGGCUUGGGGGGCGGCACCCUACCUAGAUCCUCCUCCACCAUCACCUCCUCGGCUGCCCCUGACUCAGCCUCCCUAGCUCCCUUCAUGCUGGGUGCUGGUAUGGCUGGCAUGCUGCCCCCAGGUUUCACCAUGUCCUAUGGCGAGUCCCUGUGCAUGUAUCCUAACUUGCUGCACCCCAGGGAGCAACCGGCCGCCACCCCAGGCCCCGCUGGCUCCAGCUUCUUCUCCCACUUCCCCUCCUCCUCUGGCCUGAUAGGGGCAGGGCUGGGUCGCUCUGAUGCCCACGGCUCGGCAGAGAACGCCGGUGGAAGCAGCUCAGACAGCAACAACGACGAUGAUGAUGUCAUUGAGGUGAUGGGACAAUGAGAGCCUCCAACUGUAGGAAAGAGGCAUGUGGGUUGUAGGGGACAGUUAGUGGAGUUGCUGGGGCUAGGAAAGCUGAAGAGAAAGGGAAGGGACAACCAAGCCCACCUCCUCCACUAGACCUAUUCCCCAUCCUAAAUGCAACAUGCACACCUUUCAAAAAACGAGAAUCUAUGUUGGAAUAUAACAGACUGGACAAAGCACCAAAUCCUUAUGCUGAAUAUCUUAUUUAAACAUUUUUAAAAAGGCAAAUCUGAACUUAUGUGAUGAAGAAAAAUGAACUUGGGGCUUCCAAAAUGUUAUCCUGUACUGGCUUUUGCAAAUCACUGAAGCAAGAGACUGCUGGGUUUGGACCUGCAAACCACUUCUUUGUCUUCUAUUUUUUUUAAAUUCCCAGCGGUUGAUGACAGACUAGGUUAAUAACUAACUGACAAUAAACUUGAGUUAAUAUGUCAAUUUUA
Molecule: messenger RNA, 5195 nt
Organism: Oncorhynchus keta (chum salmon)
Lineage: Eukaryota; Metazoa; Chordata; Actinopteri; Salmoniformes; Salmonidae
Product: helicase ARIP4-like
Exons: 19
Coding region: 553-4737 (1394 amino acids)
Cellular component (GO): nucleus
Molecular function (GO): ATP hydrolysis activity; ATP binding; ATP-dependent chromatin remodeler activity
Source: RefSeq, a predicted model, not a curated record